Messenger RNA from Balaenoptera musculus (blue whale), 1787 nucleotides. It is a transcript of the gene AKT1S1, whose product is annotated as AKT1 substrate 1. The record is from RefSeq and is a predicted model, not a curated record. Gene Ontology annotation, cellular component: cytoplasm. Lineage: Eukaryota; Metazoa; Chordata; Mammalia; Artiodactyla; Balaenopteridae. Gene Ontology annotation, biological process: neurotrophin TRK receptor signaling pathway; negative regulation of TOR signaling; negative regulation of protein kinase activity. The transcript has 5 exons. The coding region runs from base 102 to 872 and encodes 256 amino acids.
CGGUCAGCUGCGGCCAUGUUAAUGCGGGGCAGUCCCAUCUCUCUGCGGGGCGCGAAAGCAAGGUCCUGGAAGAGAGAAACAGUUAAAGAAAAAGGGCGCGGAUGGCGUCGGGGCGCCCCGAGGAGCUGUGGGAGGCGGUGGUGGGGGCUGCCGAGCGCUUCCGGGCCCGGACGGGCACGGAGCUGGUGCUGCUGACGGCUGCGCCCCCCCCGCCCCCUCGCCCGGGCCCCUGCGCCUAUGCAGCCCACGGUCGAGGGGCCCUGGCCGAGGCUGCCCGCCGAUGCCUCCACGACAUCGCCCUGGCCCACCGGGCUGCCGCCGCCGCCCGGCCCCCCGUGCCCCCGCCAGCACCGCAGCCGCCCAGCCCUGCACGGAGCCCACCCCGGCCUACCCUAGCCAGGGAAGAAGAUGAGGAGGACGAGGACGAGCCAACGGAGACAGAGACCUCUGGGGAGCGGCUGGGCGUCAGCGAUAAUGGAGGACUCUUUGUGAUGGACGAGGAUACCACGCUCCAGGACCUGCCCCCCUUCUGCGAGUCAGACCCUGAGAGCACGGAUGAUGGCAGCCUGAGCGAGGAGACCCCCGCUGGGCCCCCAGCCUACUCAGUGCCCCCGGCCUCAGCCCUGCCCACACAGCAGUACGCCAAGUCCCUGCCCGUGUCCGUGCCCGUCUGGGCCUUCAAGGAGAAGAGGACAGAAGCUCGGUCAUCCGAUGAGGAGAACGGGCCGCCCUCCUCGCCGGACCUGGACCGUAUCGCGGCGAGCAUGCGCGCGCUGGUGUUGCGGGAGGCCGAGGACACUCAGGUCUUCGGGGACCUGCCGCGGCCACGGCUCAACACCAGCGACUUCCAGAAGCUGAAGCGGAAAUACUGAGGCCCAGGGAGCUUCCCGGCCCGGCGUCCGCCCCACCCCCACACUACACCCCUGCCCCGCCCCCGGGGCCCGCCAAUCCGAGUCAGAUCCGGGACCGGCCUCCCGGGCCACCAGGAUUGACCAGCCCCUGCCAACCCCCGCCGCCCUUCCAGCCCACGACCGCUCCCGCGCGGAUGAGCGAGGCCUGUCCAGUUUCCCGAUUGGGUCUGUUUUCUCUCUGCCCAGCGACAGAUUCUUUCUAUCAAGGGAUUGUCUCGCUCCCCGAUCGGGGCGUGGCUAGUUGGCCAACUCCGUCGUUUUCUGCCUAGCAACAAGGGCUUUGGUCGCACGGCAUUGGCUCCAUUCCUGAAAGAGCACAGUCAAGCUCCAGGAUUGGGUAGUGGCCCUCGACUUCAGCACAGUGAACGGGCAGCUCCUUCACUUGAUUGGCUCGAACACUGUAAAGGGCUUGACCAAUCUCCCGAGAGAGCCAUCACCCUUCCUGAGUUCCCCCACCUGAUUGGCUCCACUUCUGGGGGCGUGGCCAACCCUCUUCCUGUGCCCAGGAUUGGCCUGUGGCCUUAAAUUUACGUUCUUUACACUACUGGGGCUGGGGUCGUCUUUUGCCGAAGUCCAGACAAUUGUCCCCUCUGGCUCCCUCAGGGAUGGCCCGAUCCUGUUCCUGCGUCUGGCACCCUCUCAUUGGUUCCAUCCCACAACAGCCUGCCAAUCAAACCCGUCCUUGCAUCCAGGACGUUACCAGCUCCCGCCCCUCUCCCCCCACCCCCACAGGUGCCUUAAAGGGCCCUCGUCCACCCAAGGUGGGGGGCAGGGGGCCUCACUCUCCGGCCCUGGUGUGGGGGAGAGAGUGGAGGGUCGGGAUCGGGAGUUGGGAGGGGCGCUCUGAGAUUAAAGAGCUUUACCUCUGACAAAUGA